Molecule: messenger RNA, 1905 nt
Organism: Neomonachus schauinslandi (Hawaiian monk seal)
Lineage: Eukaryota; Metazoa; Chordata; Mammalia; Carnivora; Phocidae
Gene: CBFA2T2
Product: CBFA2/RUNX1 partner transcriptional co-repressor 2
Exons: 10
Coding region: 19-1746 (575 amino acids)
Biological process (GO): negative regulation of DNA-templated transcription; DNA-templated transcription
Cellular component (GO): nucleus
Molecular function (GO): transcription corepressor activity
Source: RefSeq, a predicted model, not a curated record
GAGAAAAGAGUGCCAGCAAUGCCUGGAUCUCCUGUGGAAGUGAAGAUACAGUCAAGAUCCUCACCUCCCACCAUGCCACCCCUGCCACCAAUAAAUCCCGGAGGUCCCAGGCCAGUGUCAUUUACUCCUACAGCAUUAAGCAACGGUAUCAACCAUUCUCCUCCUACCCUGAAUGGUGCCCCAUCACCACCACAGAGAUUCAGCAAUGGUCCUGCCUCUUCCACAUCAUCUGCACUAACAAAUCAACAGUUACCAGCCACUUGUGGUGCUCGGCAGCUCAGCAAAUUGAAACGCUUCCUUACCACUCUGCAACAGUUUGGCAAUGACAUCUCACCUGAGAUUGGGGAGAAGGUGCGGACUCUUGUUCUAGCACUGGUGAACUCAACAGUAACAAUUGAAGAAUUCCAUUGCAAGCUCCAAGAGGCUACAAACUUUCCUCUUCGUCCUUUUGUGAUUCCAUUCCUCAAGGCCAAUCUGCCCCUGCUGCAGCGAGAACUGCUGCACUGCGCUCGAGCCGCCAAGCAGACCCCAUCCCAGUACCUGGCUCAGCACGAACACCUUCUGCUCAGCACAAGUAUUGCGUCACCUGCUGAUUCUUCCGAGCUGCUCAUGGAAGUGCAUGGAAAUGGAAAGAGGCCCAGUCCAGAAAGGAGGGAAGAGAACAGUUUUGAAAGAGAUACAGUUCCUCCUGAGCCUCCGGCCAAGAGAGUGUGCACCAUCAGCCCUGCUCCCCGGCACAGUCCUGCCCUCACUGUGCCCCUCAUGAAUCCUGGGGGCCAGUUCCAUCCUACUCCUCCACCUCUUCAACACUACACCUUAGAAGAUAUUGCAACUUCACAUCUGUAUCGUGAGCCCAACAAGAUGCUAGAACAUCGAGAAGUUCGUGAUAGACACCACAAUCUUAGUCUAAAUGGAGGCUAUCAAGAUGAGUUGGUAGACCACCGUUUGACAGAAAGGGAAUGGGCUGAUGAAUGGAAACAUCUUGAUCAUGCUCUGAAUUGCAUUAUGGAAAUGGUAGAGAAGACAAGGCGCUCCAUGGCAGUUCUGCGGCGCUGUCAGGAAUCUGAUCGUGAAGAACUCAACUACUGGAAAAGACGAUGUAACGAAAACACAGAGAUGAGGAAGACAGGGAGCGAGUUGGUCUCCAGGCAGCACAGUCCUGGGAGCGCCGAUUCUCUCAGCAAUGAUUCGCAGCGGGAAUUCAACAAUAGGCCAGGAACAGGAUAUGUACCUGUGGAGUUUUGGAAAAAAACUGAAGAAGCUGUGAAUAAGGUGAAAAUUCAGGCCAUGUCAGAAGUACAGAAAGCUGUUGCUGAGGCAGAACAAAAAGCCUUUGAAGUGAUUGCAACAGAGAGAGCUCGGAUGGAGCAAACCAUAGCGAACGUCAAACGGCAGGCUGCGGAGGAUGCCUUCCUCGUCAUAAAUGAGCAAGAAGAGUCAACAGAGAACUGCUGGAACUGUGGCCGCAAAGCCAGUGAGACGUGCAGCGGCUGCAAUAUUGCGCGCUACUGCGGCUCCUUCUGCCAGCACAAGGACUGGGAGCGCCACCACCGCCUCUGUGGCCAGAGCCUGCACGGCCAGAGCCCCCACGGCCAAGGCCGGCCGCUGCUCCCGGCAGGCAGGGGCUCCUCAGCCAGGGCCGCCGACUGCAGUGUGCCCAGCCCAGCUCUGGACAAGACCUCGGCCGCCACCUCACGCUCCUCGACGCCCGCCUCUGUGACAGCCAUCGACACCAACGGACUCUGAACCCAGGCUCCCUUCCCUCUGAUGACCUCACAGCGCAGCAGGAUGUGGCACUGGGGGCCUGGCCGUGGGAACCAGUGCAAUGAGCUGUCGGGUCAUCAGCCAAAAGUGAAGUGGAGGCAGGAAGAGUGCAAGCCCAGCAAACACUGCUCCACGGCCUCU